Messenger RNA from Coffea arabica (coffee), 2138 nucleotides. NCBI's taxonomy places the organism in Eukaryota, Viridiplantae, Streptophyta, Magnoliopsida, Gentianales, Rubiaceae. The record is from RefSeq and is a predicted model, not a curated record.
UUGGGCUAGUUAUUGCUUUAAUUUGAGUGAGAAUCCGGCAAAAUUUUAAUGCCCAUUUACUGUUCGACAAAAUGCUUGAUUGAAAGUUUUAGUUGAAGGGUGAUUGGUCUGCAUUUUUGCACAUGAAAAAUACUGGCCAAGUCGGCCAGUUCACUUCCUCGCAUCUAAGAAUUUUUGGUGUGUUGAUGUCUUACAUUUUUCUGCUCCUUAUGCUUCCGGUCGAGUGAAUUCGAAUUGAUGUUAUGAGAGGGAGUGUUGUGAGUCUCAUUGUUUGUUGGAAUGGUUAGAAAUUGAAGCCAGAUUUCUGGUUGCUGUCUUGCUGAAUGGUAAUUGAUAUUUGCUCGUUGGAGAAGAUGAUCACUUGUCCAAAAUUGCAAUUUCAGUCCCUCCGUUUUCUUUUUGUUUAGUGAUUUGGUCCUGUCUUUUCCUGAGCUUCAUAUUUGCCUCCAACACCAUCAUAAGUCCCUUAAUUAGGUCCCUGCUUUGUUGCAUUUUAAUCCCUCAAGUCCCCCUUGUUCACCGUAUUGGGAAGUUAUGUAACUUUUUUUGUGUUUUUACCUCUAUGCUUUUUGUAGGAAGCCAAGACAAUCAAACAAUUCGACUUGCCAAAGCUUUGAAGAUUUAUGUUUCUAAAUCUAGAUUAGCUCAUUAUUUGGACCUUGUUAAUUUAUGAGACGUAACUUAUUAUGUAUUGUGGAGUAUGUUUAUAUUUUAAAGCCUUUUUCUUUCAUUUGCCGAAUGUAUGACUAUUGUGUGAGCAGGCUGGCCGCUGGUUAAUGACAUGUUAAUGUGUAGGAUAAAUGUCUAGAAAACUUGUUUUUUGAGUGUGUCGUGUGUGGUAUAAGGUUCAGAGGUUUUGCUUGUGGGUUCAAUUCUUUUGCUCUUUCCUCUGUUUAAAAUGACAGCCUGGAAAGAGCUGUUGCAAUUUGCUGUAAAAGGCUCCAGCCUCUGGGAUUGCAUUUUAAUGGUGGUAUUGAGGUCAUCUUUGCUGGGUCAGAUAUUUCACGUUUGCAAUUAGAAUGUCUGAAGAAGAACAAGAGAUAGAUAAAACCAACUUCUUAAAUGAAGAGGAUCCAAAGUCAAAUGGGGUGAAGGGAGCUAAAUGGAAAAACAAACGGAAGAAGCGAUUACAAUAUGAGGCUAAGAAGGCUGAAAAGCGUGGGAUUUGCUAUUUGAGCAGGAUACCUCCACAUAUGGAUCCUCUAAAACUUAGACAGAUCCUCUCUCAGCAUGGAGAAAUUCAAAGAAUUUAUCUCACACCUGAAAAUCCUGCUGCUAGAGUCCAGCGCAAGCAGGCUGGUGGAUUUCGAGGACAAGAAUUUUCGGAAGGGUGGGUUGAGUUCACUAAAAAGAGUGUUGCAAAGAGGGUGGCAAGGAUGUUAAAUGGAGAACAAAUAGGUGGGAGGAAAAGGUCAGCAUUCUAUUAUGAUCUCUGGAAUAUCAAAUACUUGAGUAAAUUCAAAUGGGACGAUCUUACUGAAGAAAUUGCAUACAAGAAUGCAAUCCGAGAGCAAAAACUGGCAUUGGAAAUAUCUGCUGCUAAAAGAGAGCGAGAUUUCUAUCUGUCAAAAGUUGAUCAAUCCAUUGCUUUAAGCUCUAUAGAAGAGCGCAUGAAGAAGAAGCAAAAGGUUCAGCAAGAAUCAGGAGCAAAUUCUGAGAUCUCUGAUACCCAUUUUGGGCCAAAAUUAAUUCGGCAAUUUCCCCAGAAAAAACCAGUUGCAACCAACACUGAAGAAAGCAAGCCUCGAUUGUCUAAGGAUAUCUUGGCUGGAAUAUUUGGUGGUACUUCAUAAUCCAAGCCAGAUGCACGUAGCCAGGGGAAGAGAUUUAAAAUUUUUGCACGAACUGUAGUUGUUGAUUUGCCAUUCUUUUAGUUAGUGAUCAAGUUCUUCUCAAUGGUUAGCAAAACCUUGAUAUUGCACUGUAUUUUACUGCUUUAGUUAACCUAUGUUUACGAGGGUGAGUACAAGAAUUCCAAUUGCCUCUCUUUUGGGUCUGGAAAGUGCGUCAUAUCUGUAAGGAAUUUCAUUUUUGUGCUACAGCUGGACAAGUAAGUUGUCUUUAUAACACCAUAUACAUUAAGCUGUGAUGAAUUCUGCAGUUAUUACUAGAAAUGGACGAGCAGAGUUAAUUGUGUA